UCUCUCUCUCUCUCUCUCUCUCUCUCUCUCUCUCUCUCUCCGUAUCUUCACUGCGUAGAAGAGAUGUUGAAGAUUUGUCGCUGGAAGUCAAUCGGAAUCCAACACUGCUUCUGUCUUGAAUCUGUUUGAUUCGAUUCCACUCUCUGAUAAUCAUAUUGUAAUCGAUUACUCUCCGGCUUCAAUCGCGCGCUCUCAUCACUUUUCCUCUGUUUGGACUCUCGCUUUUACCGGAAAUUCUCGUAUUUUCUCUCGAUUUUUUCCUUGAUUCUCAUCUGAGGCCAGCUCUGGAAACGGCAGAGUGGUCUGUGAGUUUCGGCGUUGGGCAGUUGAGACUCUCUUCUAGGGUUACUAGCUUUCGAUUUGAUGGAGCCGCGGGUCGGAAACAAGUUUCGGCUCGGAAGGAAGAUCGGCGCUGGAUCAUUCGGAGAUAUCUAUAUCGGCACCAAUAUCCAGACGAAUGAAGAAGUUGCGAUUAAGCUGGAAAAUGUAAAAACAAAGCAUCCUCAGUUGUUGUAUGAAUCGAAAUUGUAUAAAAUUUUACAAGGAGGAACUGGAAUUCCAAACGUAAAAUGGUAUGGUGUUGAAGGGGACUAUAACGUCCUUGUGAUAGACUUGUUGGGGCCUAGUCUUGAAGAUUUAUUCAAUUUCUGUAGUAGGAAACUGUCACUGAAGACUGCGCUAAUGCUUGCAGAUCAAAUGAUCAAUCGCAUUGAAAUUGUUCAUUCGAAGUCAUUUCUACAUCGAGACAUCAAGCCUGACAACUUCCUCAUGGGUCUUGGGAGGCGUGCAAAUCAGGUGUAUAUCAUUGACUUUGGCCUGGCAAAGAAGUUCAGAGACAGUACAACUCAUCAACAUAUUCCUUACAGGGAAAAUAAGAACUUGACUGGGACUGCUCGAUAUGCAAGCAUGAACACUCAUCUUGGCAUUGAACAAAGUCGUAGAGAUGAUUUGGAGUCCCUUGGAUUUGUUCUCAUGUACUUCUUAAGAGGAAGUCUUCCGUGGCAGGGACUCAAAGCUGGCACCAAGAAGCAAAAGUAUGAGAAAAUCAGUGAAAAGAAAGUUUCAACCUCUAUUGAGGCUCUAUGUCGGGGUUAUCCCUCAGAAUUUGCAUCUUACUUCCAUUACUGCCGGUCUCUGAGAUUUGACGACAAACCAGACUAUGCUUACCUGAAACGACUCUUCCGUGACCUAUUUAUCCGUGAAGGCUUCCAGUUUGAUUAUGUAUUUGAUUGGACAAUCUUGAAGUAUCAGCAAUCACAGAUCACUGCCACUCCUCCGCGCCCUCUUCGUCCUGGAGUUGGGCCAAGUUCUGGCCUGCCCCCUGUUAUUGCGAGUGCUGAGAGGCAACCAGGUGGUGAUGAAGCUAGACCUUCUGGAUGGGCAUCGGGAGAUCGUAGACGCAGCUCAGGACAAAUUUUAAACUCUGGAAGCAUAUCAAAACAAAAAGCUCCAGUUUCAACUGAUCCUUCCCUUUCUAAAGAUGUAAUGUUAUCGAGCUCCAGCUUUAUGCGUGCAAGUGGAUCAUCAUGGCGUGCGGCUAUGCCCAGUGGUCGUGAGGCUGCUCUUGUGGGAACAACCGACUCUGAGCCUUCUAACCCGCAAGUCACUGAAGCUUGUUUGGGCUCUCACCCAAAGAUAAUACAUGGCGUCAUCUCAUCCGAGAACAAGCUUUCGCCUUCAGGAGGAAAUAAUACUUCUGUCAUGAAGAACUACGAGUCCAAUCUAAAAGGGAUGGAGAGCCUGCAUUUUUAGUGGCAAAAGAUGCGAGGAUAUGAUAUGAUUGUCCUAAAACCCUGGGAAAUGUUAACAGAAAAAGAGACAAAAGACUUUUUGCUACAUGUGUAUUUGCGUUUACAGGAGAGGGAAGCUGCCAAAGCUGCAAACCACAGACAGAGUACAUGCCCCCUCAUCGCUCAUUCAUAUAACCAGCGGUCAGGAGGAAGGGAUACAAGUACCAAGUUUUAAUUCCUUCAUUAUAACUUGUUUUAUUUUGUUUUUGUUUUUUUUUACGCAGGGGCGUGCGUGCGUGCGUGUGUGAUUGUUGUAUUUUGCUUUUCACCGCCACAGUUAAUUGCAAAGGGAAGGAAGAAGGUUCGUUCACAUGUUGCGUUUAA
Molecule: messenger RNA, 2114 nt
Organism: Tarenaya hassleriana
Lineage: Eukaryota; Viridiplantae; Streptophyta; Magnoliopsida; Brassicales; Cleomaceae
Product: casein kinase 1-like protein 2
Exons: 14
Coding region: 364-1752 (462 amino acids)
Biological process (GO): peptidyl-serine phosphorylation; endocytosis; signal transduction
Cellular component (GO): nucleus; cytoplasm
Molecular function (GO): protein serine/threonine kinase activity; ATP binding
Source: RefSeq, a predicted model, not a curated record